CCAGACAAAGAGAUCCGGGAGGAGUGGGGAAACCGCCUCUAGGAGACAGACAUGGAGUUCGACUCUAACAAAAUUCCGAAGAGGACCGGUGCCUCCAGCCUAAGCAGCUCCCAGGCAACUCCUGCCAAAAACUUCAAGGUUCAGCAAGAGACCAUGGAGAUUUUGAGCGAGGAGGAGACCAAGCUGACUAGGGCAGCGGCGAAGAAUCCCUCACUCGACAAGUGGAAGAAAACCUGGGUGAAGAAGGGCGCCCGGCUGGAGGAGAAGGUGAAGGAAGGGGAGAAAAGAGCCCGGGACUUGAGCACCGUCAUCAUGCGCCAAACUCAUGAAUUGGCAAAGCUUACAAAGGCUGUCAGGUCUCUGGGGGCCGAUAACCAUCAGCUAAAGGAAGAGAAUACUCGGCUGAUGGACGAGGUCUCCCAUCUAAAGCUUGAGUUGAAGGAGGCUCUAGAGGAGAAGGAGCGGGAGCUGCUCGGUAGGGCCCGAGUGUGGAUAGAAGAGAAUAAGGCUCAAGCUGCUCGGGUCCAGACGUCAACCCCGAAAGCUACAAUGGAGUCCUUCAAGUUGUUUCCUGGGAUCCGAACAGGAAGAAGAUUGUAACGCCCUGAAACCUGGUCUAGUAGAAUUGGUUAAUUUAAUUCAUUAAUUCCUAUCUCGGACCGGGGUUGGGAAAAAUAAAGUCUUAAGAAAAAU
Cuscuta campestris is the source of this 693-nucleotide messenger RNA. The record is from the annotation of a GenBank genome assembly. NCBI's taxonomy places the organism in Eukaryota, Viridiplantae, Streptophyta, Magnoliopsida, Solanales, Convolvulaceae.